This is a messenger RNA of Sitodiplosis mosellana (orange wheat blossom midge), 8406 nucleotides long. RefSeq lists its product as uncharacterized. The record is from RefSeq and is a predicted model, not a curated record. Lineage: Eukaryota; Metazoa; Arthropoda; Insecta; Diptera; Cecidomyiidae. Gene Ontology annotation, biological process: synapse organization. The coding region runs from base 3710 to 4660 and encodes 316 amino acids. The transcript has 10 exons. Gene Ontology annotation, cellular component: neuron projection membrane.
AGUUUGAACAAAAGCGUAGCAGGAAACACUGUCGUUCAACUUUUGUCUUCGUGAACUUCGUGGUUAUUCACGUAAUUCGAUACCCACUAUCAAAUGAACUGUGAUCAGAAAGGCACCAAGUUCAAUUCACGGUUCUUAGAAUUGUCAGUUGGAUCAAGCAAAAGUUUAACUAAGCCAAUUUUUCCGCGAAAAAAAUUUAUUCUCCGUUCUAAAUCAAAACUUCAGCACAAAUAAUGUAAAGCAUUUUUUUCUUCUGCGAAUGAAAAAAAAAGGUAGAAUUCCAUGUGAUUUUUUUCUCUCUCAUUUUGUUCACGCAAAAAGUUCGAAAACCAGUGACAUCUCUCAAUAUAUCAAAGGAAUUUUCAAAAGCCGUUGAAGUGUCGUUUUAAACAAUGCGUAUCGAAAGUUGGCUAAAACUUUUAUCCCGCUGUCGGUGAAAUCGAUGGUGUUUUGUUGUGUUCGUUGUGUUUUCUUUCUGUCGCUCUUUCGCGCCGUUUAUCUCUCUGUGCAAUAUUGAAUACAUUUCUGUGUUUCUGUGUGUCCCACUUUUUGUACGAUACUCACAUUAUUGGUGGCUUUUUGAACCACAUUCGGAUUAUUGUCAAUAAUCCAUAUACGCGUAAUUGUGUCGGAUUGUCGUAUUGAUUUGUGCUCUGUUGAGCACACGGAGAGCGAGCGAAAGAAGACGAAGAGAGAGCAAGUGAACGGGAUUUGUGUGUUAUCAUUAUUUGAGUAAACAAUGGGAAUCGGAGGGGAUUGAAACAAAACAACAAUCCCAGUAGCUUACUUUUCUACAUUGGAUUUAAUGCAUAAACGCUUUAGUGCGGAUUUAUUAGUGCUCUCGAGAGUUGAAAACAAUAUUUAUGUGAGUCUUUUAUCGCUAAAUUAUUCGCAUGCAUAAUAUAGUGAUGAUGUAACAUUCGAUUCAUUUACAACGAUUUAUAUACCGAAUUAAAAAGGCAUGCGAAGAACAAAACGUUUGUGAAAAUCAUAGACCGAUAAGUGUGAACAAAUUAACAACAAGUACAACGACAAAACUCAAACGUAUAAACAGCGAAAAAAAAAUACAUUUAUCGCUGUAAAAACAGUAAUCAGAGCAUAAAAAGUUUUGACUAAGCUGAUUUCGAAUGGUAAUCGCUAUAGUAUUAUUUUGUGGACGUGGAAAAAAACAGUAAUUAAAAUUGCGCCAAUUUUGAUUAAGUUCAGUGACACGGCAAAGGCGGAAAAGUACCAAAUACGCACCAUUGCCAAAUAAAAUCAAAAACUUUGAAUCUGUGCAAAAUCUCGGGUGUUGAGCGUGAAAGGAAAAAGGAGACAUUAAUCGCGAAGUAAACACUUUAAAUUGAAUUUAAUCCAAAAAUCGCUUGUGUUUAUAGAUAGAGAGAGAGAGAGAAGGAGAGACAGAGGGACACAGUUACAGCAGACGCAUGUGAUUAGAAUAAUUACAAUAUUAUUAAUUCAACGAUCCGAAGCGCUGUCUCUUCACUCUCUGUCGUAAAUGUGACGAAGCGGUGUCAUUUUCAAAUAGAUAAACUCGGAUGGUCUUAUGAAAAAGGAACCAUAUCGUCGCACGCAUCCAAGAAGUUGAGAACAACGAAACUGUGUCGCACAGAACAACCACGGAUUAUAAUUAAGUUUUACAGUUCAGAGAUAUUAGCGCACCGGAUUACAGGCAUUCCUUCAACGUCGGAUAAAAGUUUUUCAUUCUACAAGUAACACACACACACACACACACAUACCCAUACACUUUAAUCCGCGGCAUGAAUAAUAUUCAGCGACUCGCAAGUAAUAUGGAUAUUUCGUGAACAGUUUCGGAUCGCAUACCGCGUUUGUGUUGUGUAACGUGAAACUGUCUAAUGAAGAACGAUUCAAUCAAGAGAACCUUUCACUUGGUUUAGUCUAUAAUCACAUCUAAUACGUAUUAAUUAAAGCGUGGUAUUGAAAGCAACACCCGAAAUUGAUAACACUGAUUGAAACCAAAUCGGAAACGGAUUUGGACUGUGACGAAGGCAACGAAGAAGUGAGAAAGAGUUUUUUGUGAGUGGGAACUGAAAACAAUUAUCUGUGCUGCCCACGAUACAAUUCAAGUGGUUAUUGUUCACAAGCGAUUCAAGUGCUUUUAUUUUGGGUUCAACGGUCUACGGUUGACUUCAUCAGCAGAAGCAGCAACAUCAGCAGCAGCACUAACACUGAUAUGUAAAUGUGUCGAUGCCAGUGGUUCAGCAAACACAGCGGAAAGAGUUGAAGUCACACGGUAAAAUAGACCCUUGUCUGUCGUUCCAUUGAAACCUUUUAUCACUCCGGCCGGUCGUUGCGCAACCAUUCAUCCACUCGAUACAAGAUCGAGGGAAAACCGCAUCAGUUGGUUGCAACCACUUCAUACUACGAUUAUAUCUUCACAAAUAAGCGUACACCCUGUGCGGUGCCAUGUGGAGAGAAAAUAUCAUGUGGCAAACGGUUAACGGUAACCCAAUUAUCAGCAUUGUGAAAAUGCAUUCGCCGCACAAAGCAUCAACAUGUCACUUGCCAACGAAAAUCGUCAGGAAAGAACAAUAAAAGCACAUAAACUAAACAAACGCAACACAAUCGAAUUAUUUGCGUGUAGCAUGCUGCAUUGAUAUCGCAACAGAGAGCAUCACAUCCGCACACUGCAUUUGCAGCAAGAGCAAAAAAUCAUGCGAGGAAUAUAAAUUUUGCUUAAAUUUUUUUUGUGCAUACUAAAAGCGCUAGCUUCAAAGAGAGAGCAUUCAACCAACGGAACUAGCUAAUAGACGCUUUUGCUAUUGCAAACAAUAUUACGGCAACGAAACGGGAAAUCUAGUUAGUUCGUCAAUGAAACUAAUUGGCAAUUCUGUGCGCUCUUACAAUCCAUAUCUCCCUCUCCAUCGCCAAAUGAAAUUCAAAAGACACACAGCAUAAACUGAACAAAUAAUAAAUUUAUGGUUCUGAUGACAAAAUAAAAUUAAUUCAACGGAAUAACCAUUUUGUGGGCUAGACUAUAACUUUCACAACUAAAUUGAAGCUGAGUGAAAUUAUUUGGUGUCGUGAAGUAUCAUCGUCAAAGUAUUUGUUGAAAAUUUCAUUUCAAAGUUAGAUUCUGCGAAACACAAUUGAAUUAGGACAGAAAAAAAGGCUUCACCAUGAAAUUAAAUCUCUUAAAAAUUCAACAACAAAAAACUGACAAUUAAAUUUCGACGAAAAUUGGAACCUUUCUGUAUGUAAUAAAGACGAUUAAAAUAAAUCACCCUCAACGAACAAAAAAAAGCACAACUUUAAGUUAAAAGCGAGAAAAAAAUCCACUACUGCCGAUGAAAUUGCCAAUAAUAAAAAAACGGUGUAAAGUGAAUUUCAAAGAACACAAUCAUAAUUGUGCAGUAAAGUACUUAGCGUGUAUAAUGGUGAUGUAAAAUAUAUUCCAUUCAAAAAUUGCAUUUAAAUAUACAUGUGAAUUGCAGCAAAUACAUAAAACUGCAUAUGCAUAUUAUUAUCGUGAAUAAAAGCCAAAGCCGCGGAGCAAAUAACAAAAACAACAGCCACAGCCACACAAAAAAACCGUUUCGAAUAAUAAGUGUAGGUUGGGGUAUUCACAGAGUCAAAUACAGAGCGAUUAAGAGAUAAAUACGCAUUUAACAGUAUAAAAAGCAAACUUAUUGGCCAAAGCGUUCGGAAACACAGAAUCAUCACCGCAGCCACUGCCACCGCCGCCACCAUGAAGGGAAAAUACAAAAUCGGAUGGGCGCUUUUUUUAUUUAGCAUUUUAAUGCAUUUCAAAACGAUCCAGCUAUCAAUUGUAAAACCACGCGAAGGCGAUCCAUUUGAUUCGUUUCCAAAAAAUUUUUGGCAAGAAUUCUCAUCACCAUUCACCGAUACGCCCGAGGAAAAUGAAAUCGAAGACGGCGAAGAGACGACAACACACGAACCGUUCCCAUAUUUCGAUGAACCCAACGGUAGUGUCAAUGUUACAACACAUUUAGGAAAUAGCGUGCAUUUACAUUGUCGAGUAAAUGAUUUAAACGGCAAAACAGUGUCUUGGGUACGUCGGAAAGGUGAUGAACUCAAUUUGAUAACUUUUGGCCGCCACACGUACAGCAGUGAUUCGAGAUACUCGCUUGAAUACAUUGCACCAAAUGACUGGCAACUUUUGAUCCAAUAUGCGAAUGAACGAGACGAAGGGCACUACGAAUGUCAAAUAUCAUCGCAUCCGCCGUUGGUGCUUCUGGUUUAUCUCACGGUUGUGGUGCCAUACAUUGUAAUAGACGAUGACAGAGGCGUUGCGACACCGGAGAAAUUCUACAAAGUAGGCAGCACCAUUGAGUUGAAGUGCAUCAUUGAUAAAAUACCGAAUCGCUCAAGUUAUGUGCUAUGGAAGCAUGGCGAACGAAUGCUCAACUACGAUACGAGUCGUGGUGGAAUUAGCGUUAAAACUGAUUUACAUACAGGCAAAGCUGUCAGCCGAUUAUAUAUAGCAAAUGCGAAUCGACACGACUCCGGUAACUAUACGUGUGCCAUUGGCGAUUUUGCAAAAGUCACGGUAGCGGUUCAUGUGCUGAACGGGGAGAAUCCGGCAGCGAUGCAGCACGCAAGCAGUAACCGAUGUUCGCCAAUUGAUUGGGUACAUUUGUUCAACCUAAUUGCAACGAUUUUCUACUUUUUACGGUGACUGUAAUUGGCCUGAUUUCUCUAAGCAUCUCCUAUAUACGCAUACACACAUAUAUACACCCCAGAAAGAAUGUUAUCCAGGCAGAAAAAAAACUGAUGAAGGUAAUGGAAUAAAACCCGAACAAAUCAAACUUGAAGCAUUUAUCAAGUGAAGACAUCAUUAUUUAAGCGUACAGCAUUAAUAUCGUCUGAAUGUAAGGCAGCAUUAAAGUGAAAUAGAGCGACAAAAAUUGCGCCAUUGGAAUGGAGAGCAGACCCAAAUGGCAGCAGAUUCAAACCAAAGAAUGAACGAACGUGGAGAUAAGAGAAGAAUGGGGCAUUAGUGAUACGAGACAAAAUGAUAUACAGCAGAGAGAGAGAGAGAGAGAGAGAGAGAGAGAGAGAGAGAGAGAGAUUGGAACAAAUGUAAACUUCUUUGGAGGAGAAAAUCAACCAAAUUAAAAUCAAAUCAAGCAUAAAAGCCAGUCGAAUUGAACUACCGCAUUCGGUUGGACAUUGCCAGUCGCAUUUUUUUUGUACUUGUGUAUAUCGUUCUCUUGCUCUAAUGCCCCGGACAUUUGCUAAUAUUUCAAAUUAGCUAGAAUGCGACAAAUCGUUUGCCAUGGUUUACAAAAUACACACACACAUGAAUGUUUUCAUCGCAUGUUAUACCAAAUUGAUUAACAUCAAUAGAAGAAGCCGUUGCUUAGCAUUGAAAUUGGACGCAAUGUGGUGUUUUACUUAAAUUGAUACAUAAGUGGUCUAAUAAAAUUAGCAUAGUAACUAUCAGAGAAGAGUUAAGAGACAAAAAUCAUCACAUUCAAUAUGAAAUCUAGAAGUAUAUUCACUACAUCCAUGGCAACCACCGCGGUUAGAAUGGUGGAAUUCAUUUAUAGAUAUUUUGAAUAUGUUUUGUAAAGUGAUCUAGAAAGGGAUUUAAACCACAAGAGAAAUAUGUCAUAUGAAUCAAGCUUCGAAUUAUUUUAAUUUGACCAUGAAUUUGUGUUGCAUUCGCAACAGGAGAAGAGGAGUCGUACUCAUGGCGCUUAGAACUAAGAGUAGGCUAAAUUCAAAUCAAAAUCUAUGUAAUACUGAUAAUUUAUGUAAAACCACAGCGAUAAUAGAAAGAAAAGACAAAGGCUUUUAGCAAAGGUAAAACAAAAUUACGUCUUCAUUAUCCAUUUAGUCAAAAUGUAGCAAAUGAUACACACCGCAUACUGUAUAUACACGUGGAAUUUUCAUAAAAUGGUUCUCAAUACAUUAAAAUUAAAAGUAUAUAAAUCUAUGAUGAAAUAAAAAAUAAAAUAUUGAGUGAAUAUGUGUAAAUCAUCAUUUAUCUAUUCUGAACCGUUCUGGUGCACACAAACAUUCUUACAUAUUAAGAAAAAUGAAUGCCACAUGAUAUGUGGAAAAUGAAAUGUAAUGCACGUAUGCGCAUAAGAUAUUACUGAAUUAUAUUUAAUGACAAUGCAUAUAAUGUUGUUAAUUACAAUUUGCUGUAAUGAUGAUUCAUUGCAAUAUUGCUCAUCAAUUUUAUUCCAUGUGACAACACAUCACACACUCACCCAUCUAGAAUAAGCAUUUCUCCGAAGAAAAUUUCAUGUUAAUGUAUUCGUUAUAUAGAAUUUAUUUGUUCAAAACUGUCACUUUAACUGAUGAAAUGUCGAAAUUACAUUACAAAGAAGAAAUUUACAACGGUGUAAUAGAUAUCAUAAAUGUCUUAUUUAAAACAAACAAAAAGUAUCCAACUUAUCCAAAGUUCAUCGAUAUUUAACUAGUUUAAGAAUGUACAAUUGAAGAUUAACUCACACAAGAGAUUGUUGGCCGGAAAAUGCACACAAAAUAAGUCAAAAAAGAUGAAAUGGUGAUUCUUACCGAUUCCUCCAUACUUACCUAGAUGCGAACCAUGCAUUUUAGCCAAAUUAACUAUACCAAAAUAAAUAAUAUGUCAUAUCUAAUCCAACAAAAAAAAAACAACAACAACGUUUUCACAAAAAUAAUAAUGUCAAGGAUUUUGUUUGGUUUUUUUGAUCAUUUCGUUUUUUACCUUCGCUUUUUGACAUACAGAUUUUUUACAUUUUCCGACAACAACAACCGUUAAUUCCAAAACAGAGAAAUACUGACGAUUGAAGCAAAGUACAUAGCGCCGCCUAGUAUGAUGCGACGUUGGAUGCGACGUUUGCACGAAUCAACAUCUCUGUGUACAACGCACACAUAGACUCUUUGCAUUCACAUGAACGUACACACAAAGACUUUACUUUCACACGUACGUAUAGUUACAGAAAAUUGUAGUUGGCGGCGCUCCCAACAAAGUUUCCAGUUCUAAACGUUAAACAUUGCUAUAGCAUAUGAGCUAAGUAGUUUUGGUUAAUUCCGUGAUUAUAGUACAAUAUCGAUUUGCUAGUCUGAGUUAUAAAGUAUCGUCUAUUUCCAAAUCAUACAGCGGCUGGUGUGAUGUCGAAGUAAAUUGACCAAGUUUGGAACAUGCUGCUAUUUCAUCCCCAUGUUCCAAAUCGAAUAUAUUCGGAUAUCUUGGAAAAGAUCCAUCGGACCUUAACGAUAUGUUAACAGAUAUCGAACAUGAGUCCGUUAUCAUGUAGAAUACAAUGAUAUUGUUGUUAUAAGCACGGCUAAAAAGACAUUUUUUCUGUGCGACGGAUUCAAGUUUCACUUCUGCAAAACCUUUAACAUGUUUCGGAAUUAAUUUUUCGUAUAGCUAUGAAGGCAACAUACAUGAGCGCAUGUUGUUUCUUUUUUAAAUUUCAAUCACACCUUACUUAGUAACAAUGAUUUAUUCGUUUAUUGUAGAUCGAACACAAUUUUGAUUGUAUUUCGAUGUCAAGCGACAUGUUUCAAACCAAAUUUUAAUAUUGAUAGCCCAAUGUUUUGCCUGCUACAUUCGAAAGUUGUACAAUAUUUUCUUCGGGGUGUAACGGCAAUGCAUUUGGCCUAAAUAAAUUCUACAAUGAUAGUAUUAAGCAUUUUUUUUGGCAAUAACACAGCUCUUAUUAAAGCUAGCAAAUCAGUACAGUAAUGUAACUACAAAUCCACUCAACAUCGUGACAUGUUCCCAAUCCAAAAGUGACCACAGACCAUUUAACCAUAGUUAUACUCCACCCUCUCUCUCUAUAUUUAUAUAUUUACCCACUUUGAUAUCUGUUGACUUAUGUAAUAGGUUGAAAUAACACAUGUUAGUCGAAUUGAUUGGGUGGUUUGUCACUUAGUGAACAGCAAACAUAAAAGCCACUGCAAAUUUGUUGAAUUGUGGUUGGUAAUGAUUAAGAAAUGUGAAAACACAGUAUCCACUUCAUUUAUACACAGCUCAGAAGAUUCAAUGGAAGCAUCUAUAUAAUUGUUGCCAAAGUGUUGGCAGAAGUCAGUUUAUAACAUGGAUAUAACCAAAGGAUUAUAAAAAGAAACCGUAGCCCAAUACAGUCUGUCACUUCGAAAGAAAAAAAAUAUACUCGUAGAUAUCAGUAAUAAUCCUAUAAUUAUUAUUGAUAAAAAAAAACACAGCUCAAAGUCCAUUUUGCCCUCCUUCCUCAUCAUAUUUUAUUACUAAAAACACUCUUGCAUCCCUUCUUUUUCUCGUUCAAGUUUAAAAGUGAUAUUUUAUUGAACAAUUGGACAUCUUCUCAAGCGCAUCGCAUUCAAUCGAUUGCAAAUGACUAUUUUUUUAUAUUUUAGUUUUUAGUUGAAAUAAGGUCAUGUGAAUAAAAUCCGGAAAAUGAAGUAUUAAAUAAACUAAGAAUAAAGUAAACAAAAAAA